Messenger RNA from Carya illinoinensis, 2467 nucleotides. Its product is annotated as cellulose synthase-like protein G2. Gene Ontology annotation, biological process: plant-type primary cell wall biogenesis; cellulose biosynthetic process. Bases 48 to 2384 code for a protein of 778 amino acids. Lineage: Eukaryota; Viridiplantae; Streptophyta; Magnoliopsida; Fagales; Juglandaceae. Gene Ontology annotation, cellular component: plasma membrane; trans-Golgi network. The record is from RefSeq and is a predicted model, not a curated record. The transcript is spliced from 7 exons. Gene Ontology annotation, molecular function: mannan synthase activity; cellulose synthase (UDP-forming) activity.
GAUCAUUUUUCCAUUUGUUUCGACACUAGAGAGCAGUGAAGCAAGCAAUGGAUUCCCUCCCUCUCCAUGUCUGUCAUGUCCACAAACUAUCCAUUCUUCUAAACCGAGCAUACUUACUUGUCCACUCUGCGGCUUUGGCUUUCUUGAUUUACUACAGAGUCUCUUUUCUCUUCCAAGUCCCCAAUACCAGAACCGCGCCAGUGCUACCAUGGCUUCUUGUGUUCGCUUCUGAACUUCUCCUCUCUUUCAUAUGGCUCCUCGGCCAAGCUUUUCGAUGGCGACCUGUUACCCGGACAGUCUUUCCAGAAAGAAUACCGGAAGACGAUAAGCUCCCAGCCAUUGACGUGUUCAUAUGCACCACAGAUCCAGACAAAGAACCAACUGUGGUGGUGAUGAACACUGUGUUAUCAGCCAUGGCGCUGGACUACCCCCCCGAGAAGCUUCACGUGUAUCUUUCAGAUGAUGGUGGUUCUCCUCUGACUUUUCAUGGAAUAAGGGAAGCUUGGAGGUUUGCAAGGUACUGGCUUCCUUUUUGCAGGAGGUAUGGAAUCAAGACCGGGUGUCCAGAGCUUUAUUUCUCCGCUCUAGCUGAUGAUAUAGGCUUUGGGAGUUCUGAAUUCAUGAUACAGCGCCAAAAAACUAAGGAAAGGUACGAGAUGAUGAAGGACUCUAUAACACAAGCAAGAGAAAGAUGCGGGCAAGGCCAUACGAGGAGCAAUACUGCUCGAGAUCACCCUUCAGUCGUUGAAGUGAUGCAGGAUGAGUCCAAUUAUGACACGGUACCAGUGCUAGCCGACAAAACUAAGAUGCCUCUCCUCGUCUACGUUUCUCGUGAGAAAAGGCCAACUCAUCCCCACCAUUUUAAGGCUGGUGCCCUCAAUGUCCUUCAACGGGUAUCAAGUAUAAUAAGCAAUUCACCCUACAUUCUAGUGCUGGAUUGUGACAUGUAUUGCAAUGACCCGACAUCAGCAAGGAAAGCAAUGUGUUUCCACCUUGAUCCCAAGGUAUCAAACUCGCUCGCAUUCGUUCAAUUCCCUCAAAGAUUCCAUAAUAUCAGUAAGAACGACAUCUAUGACAGUCAGCUGAGAUCAGUAUUUUCGGUGCAAUGGGAAGGUUUAGAUGGGCUUCAGGGACCCGUCUUGUCUGGUACGUGCUUUUACAUGAAGAGGGUUUCGUUAUAUGGAAGUACCAUAGAUGAAGGUUGGAUUUUUUUAGUCUAUUCGGCAUUUUUAUCUAUUGCUGAUGAAAUACUACGUAUUCUUGCCGAUUGCUUAUCUCCAUUAACUCCACUUCACUUUGCAGAUAUGGACCUCGAGGAACUUAAACGAUCAUUUGGUUCAUCCGACGAAGUAAUCAAAUCUGUUCGCCAAAUCUACAAGCCGAAUGUGAUCAAUGAUCAGCUUAGUUUGCAAAAAGUGACUCAAUUACCAGCGGCCUCCUGUUCAUAUGAAACUGACACUAAAUGGGGUAAAGAGGUUGGUUUCUUAUAUGAUUCUGUGGUGGAAGAUUACUCAACAGGGUUCAGGUUACAUUGCAAAGGUUGGACUUCCGUUUAUUGUGAUCCAUCGAGGCCACAAUUCUUGGGAAACGGCACCACGAGUCUGAAUGACCUCUUAAUUCAAGGCACGAGAUGGAGCACCGGGUUGAUAGACGUCUGUUUCUCAAAGUUCUGCCCUCUCAUAUACGGACCACCCAGAAAUAUUUCUAUUCUCGAGACCAUGUGCUAUGGAGAACUUGCAUUUACCCCUCUUUAUUGCUUGCCAUUAUGGUGUUUUGCCACCAUUCCUCAGCUCUGUCUUCUUAAUGGAAUUCCCUUGUACCCGAAGGUCUCAAAUUCUUUUUUUGUCGUCUAUGUGUUCGUAUUUCUAUCGGCUAUUUCUAAGCAUUUGUACGAGGUGCUAUUAACCGGAGGGUCAUUUCGAACCAUGCAAAAUGAACAGAGAGUAUGGAUGAUCAAGUCAGUCACAUGUCACUUGUACGGAAGCCUCGAUUCCAUUAUGAAGAAGAUAGGUAUGAGGGAAUCCAGUUUCAUGCCAACCAACAAAGUUGACGACGAUGAACGAGCCAAGCUUUACCAAGUGGGAAAAUUUGAUUUUCAAACAUCAAACAUGUUUCUUCUUCCUAUGGUUGCUCUAGUCAUCUUGAACACGGCGGCCUUCGUUGGCGGACUUGUUAGAGUGAUCUUUGUUGGCGACUGGGAUAAGAUGUUUGUGCAACUUUUCAUCUCCUUGUAUGUCGUAUUUAUGAAUCUCCCAAUAAUUGAGGGCAUGAUAAUAAGAAAGGACAAGGGACGCAUUCAACCAUCGGUCACUCAAUUAUCUGUCAUAAUGUCUAUUCUUUUCUUGUUCUUGGGAUCUAUUAUUAUCUCAAUUGUUAGCUACUAAGAUAUAGUACAGUACUAUUUAGCAGCUAGCUCUAGUUUAUUCUGUGUACGUGCGUUGAUCAAAAGGACUUCUUUUAUGUUGUA